Molecule: messenger RNA, 862 nt
Organism: Daucus carota subsp. sativus
Lineage: Eukaryota; Viridiplantae; Streptophyta; Magnoliopsida; Apiales; Apiaceae
Product: oleosin H1
Exons: 1
Coding region: 84-626 (180 amino acids)
Biological process (GO): response to freezing; lipid storage; seed oilbody biogenesis
Cellular component (GO): membrane; monolayer-surrounded lipid storage body
Source: RefSeq, a predicted model, not a curated record
CCCUUUCUUUAUAAUCCCCUUCACACCCCCCAUCAACACCACCAUCCCAUACACACACAAAACACAUAAUCAAGCUCUCAACAAUGGCAGAACGAGGCACUUAUGCUCAUCAAGUCCAAGUCCACCCCCAACAAACCGCCACUCAACCCGGCGGCGUCAAAUCCCUCCUCCCCAAAAACAGCCCCUCCACCUCCCAGGUCCUCGCCGUCGUCACCCUCCUCCCCGUCGGCGGCACCCUCCUCUUCCUCGCCGGCAUCACCCUCGUCGGCACCCUCAUCGGCCUCGCCGUCGCCACCCCGCUCUUCCUCCUCUUCAGCCCCGUCCUCGUCCCCGCCGCGCUCACCAUCGGCCUCGCCGUCACCGGAUUCCUCGGCUCCGGCGCUUUCGGGCUGACGGGACUCUCGUCUCUCUCAUGGGUUCUGAGCUACUUCCGGCAGGCGAGCCAGAGGGUGCCGGACCAGAUCGAGCUGGCGAAGAAGAGGGCUCAGGAGAUGGCGGCGUACGCGGGACAGAAGACCAAGGAAGUGGGAGACACCAUUCAGAGCAAGGCGGCUCAGGCUCAGGACACAACGGCUACCACCGGAAGGGACACUCGUAGCACUGCUCGAGACACUUCAAGGACUUGAAGCCUCCGGUGAAGACGUCGGCGAGAUCUAGCCGCUUCAUUGUGUCUUAAUAAUAAUGUUAUGUCAUGUGUUGUGUUAGAGUGUGAAUUGUGUUCUGUGUUGUGUUUGUCUGUGUUUGUUUUAGCCGUUUCGGGGUCGACUCCUGUCUAGUUUCAUUGUACCUGUUUGUUGGUGGUUAAUGUGCUUUGUAAUCGAACGAAUGUGGUUUAAUGCAGUGAAGUUUUGUUUUGGUUGUA